Messenger RNA from Pocillopora meandrina, 4267 nucleotides. The record is from the annotation of a GenBank genome assembly. Lineage: Eukaryota; Metazoa; Cnidaria; Anthozoa; Scleractinia; Pocilloporidae.
GUCCAACUUUGCAUAAGGAGAAUAGAAACGUUGUCGUAAGAUCGCGAUGAAGUCCGCAUAAUUUUAAAUAACGAAUUAUCAGAGAGCUGAUGCUCAUUUCGGCUUUCGAUUUUUUUAUUCAUACGCGUGAAGCAGAAAGUCAUGAUCGAGGCAGGACCCUGCUCUCUCAGGCAACCUAAUUAGUGAUUAAGAUUAAUAACAAUGCCCAACACUGAGUCGUGCAUAGACUUGAAGUCUCUCAUCUCAUGUUGAGCCCCAAGGAAUCCAUGUCACAAAGCGCUGACUGAAAACUUAUGCAAGUGAACGGAUUGAAAUAGGCCUAAUUUGGCAGUGGGUUCCUUUCCGAAUAGCAAACAAAUGAAACAUAGCAAUACACGGACAAAAGACUGAGAAAGACAGAAAGUUAGCUGAAUGUUCCUUGAACUGACCCAGCGAAACAAAAGCUAUUGUAGUGAGGCUUAAUAUCAUCGUAAAGACGUUUGCUUCCUGUUCCGUUUUUUCCCAGAAGCGAUCACAGUGAAGAUCACGUGAUGAUCAGGAGGCUAGGAAAGUUGCAGAGUUCAAACCUCAAUCGUCGACAUUUCGGUGUGCAUUUGUAGGAAAAGUUGGACCGAAGAUCUUUCAUUUGGCAAUGGAAAAUUCAGGUAAGAUCGUUAGGGUCUAUUUACCUUUGUUCAGCUUCGUUGAGUUUAGUCGUCGACGUGUCAAAGCAGGGUAAGAAGUCGAGGGAUCAGUUGGCGCCAUCAUGGAAAACUGAUUCGUUCAGGAUCAUGUAAAAUGAAGUGAAGCUUGGCUGUUUUUCCGGCAUAGUAGAUCUCAGUCCAGGUGGAAACAGUGUCUAUUAAUUCCGCAUUUAGUCACUGUAAAGUGCUGCUCUUUCUCUUCUCGAAGCUAUGCGUGCUUCAACGGGUUAGAUCGAUUUAAGGAUAUCGUGUGGCCUGUCGAGAGGCAGUGUUGAUGAACACGCCACUGAUGUGCAGUAAAUAAGCUCUUCCAGGGUGAGCAAUAUCGGUGCUUCUGGGCUUUCAUUUGGAUCAAUCCGUUUGGCUUUGAGCCUCAAAGUAGGAGCUCAGCUCCUGGCUGUUAAAAGAUUAUUAUAGGGGUUGCGUAAAUGAUAUGUUCGAUACGGUUCUUUAAGCAGAUCGAUUGAUUAACCACCCUUGUUACCAGCUUUGAUUACAUGCUUUUCAUCGUGACAUUUUCUUUUGCGUAGCAAUUAAAACUUCGAAUUUCAUUUGCAAUCUCUCUUUCUCGAUUCAUUGAAGUAAUCCAUUUUAGAAAACCGCCGGGUUUUUCAUGAAACACUGGAUAGUUUCACAUUGUAACAUACAGUGAAGGAAUGUGGAUCAUAACCGGCUUGGCACGUUUGUUUUAGAUAUUUGGUAAAUAAUUCAGCCACGCUCGACUGUCUUUCUUUUAGCAACAAAGAUCAAAACCAGACAAAUUAACAUACAAGCCUUAAAGGAAACCUAACUAAUUCAUUUUUAAGCUGUCUUUUGUUUCAACUUCAAGGUCAAAAUGCAGAAGCGUGACAGCUUAUUAAGAGCCAUAGUUUGCAUAACAAAUUUUACCUUAUGGCUUGUAACAUAACCCUUCCCUGAUAACUUGCUGGGGGGGGGUGGGAGGUUGCGUGACAAUUUCAAGGAACGGUGAAGUAGAAGAAAAAGGAAAAGGAAAAAACACCAAGAAACAAAAACAAAACAAAAGUUUACUGGUUUUCUUUAGUGAAUCCUAAGUAUCGACACAUUUUAGUAGCCCUCGUGCACAAUUAUGCACCCUCAAGCCUCACUUACAAGGGAUAUUCUGACACUUUCUUGUUCUUUUCGAACGCGUACUCUUUUGAUAUUAGUGCUUUGUACAUUUUCUUUCAUGAAAAAUUCACUGGUUCGGACAUUUAAAACAAGCUGAUGAUUAUUUUGGCUAUUCUAACUAAGAUGAAAAUUAUACAUUCGAACUAAUGUAAUGAAAUACGCUUGUCUCGUUUGUUCAUAUAAACAAGGGAAACUAAAAUAAGUAGACUGAGGUUUUAGAGACAAUGUUCAUUACACGAAGAAACAUUUGGGAAUUUAUUCCUGUUUGUUUUCUCUUUUUUUCCAGGCUUCUGGGAAGACGAAAUGAGUAAUUGCCCCAACUUAACCAAUAGCUCUACUGCUUCCGACAUGACUCUUCCCGAGGCCUAUACAGCCUUUACAAUGUCCUUCUUAACCGUACUGGGAAACGGUUUAGUGGUUGUCGCAAUAGCAAAGGAUCCAUUCAGAGAACUGAGAACCAUCCCAAACUACUUAAUCCUGAAUCUAGCGGUAUGUGACCUUAUCGUGGGCAUUCCGUGUGAGCUGUUGCUAGGCCUUCUUCAUUACUUUGCUUUCCAGGAAUACGAACACUUCCAUCUGGCUGUGUAUACUCUGAUGUAUUUCUCCAUGGUGGCGUCUGCCCUGACUAUUUUGACCCUGGCGUUUGAACGUUACAUAGUGGUAGCAGCGCCACUUCAUAGCAAAGAUUACCUCAUAUACUCUCAUCCAAAACUGGCUAUAGCCUAUAUUUGGCUCAUUGCUGCGACUGUCGCGCUGCUUUCACUGCUUAACAAUGGCAACACAACAGAGUUUCGAUUAAUCGUUACAGAUGCAAUUGGUAUUCCAACCAUGAUUUUCAUGAUUCUUUUAUACCAACGAAUAUUUUACUUGGUCCGAAGAUGCAUUCGUCAAGAUUUCGAAGAAAGUACUGGUAGUCGCGUGAGCCUGGUGCGAAAUAUGCCGCAAUUGUUUGUGGGCAUUGACAGGCGAGAAAGAGAGGUGGCUGUAUCCGUGUUCCUCUUUGUCGGUGUCUUUUUCUUGUGCUGGGCUCCCUGUUUUGUCAUGGAAAAUAUCCUUUUCUUCGGUUACGUCAACAAAAGUAAUAACAUAAGAGAUGAGCUCAAAAGAGUCAUAGACUGGGCCAGGUUUUUAGGACUACUGAAUUCCAUGCUGAACCCCGUAAUUUAUGCAUUGAGAUACGAUAAGUUUCGGAACGCAGUGAAAGCUAUACUCUGUUCAUCAUGUUAUCCCACAUACGUGAGCCCACGGUGGUAAUGAAUAGGUCAGUUAGAACAGGAGUACGUCUCCUUUGGGACACCUGCGUUUAAAAAACAAGGACACAAAUAUUGGCUUCAAAUGAAAAAGAAAAAUGUUCCUGCAACUUUUUCGCUGAAGGAACCUCUGCUUUGGAGCACCUUUGUUCAAAACAACGGGAUGCAAAUUUUGACUCCGAAUGAAAAAAAAAAUGUUCCUGUAACUUUGAUAUUGUUGUCCUUUCGCUGAAGAAACCUCUGUUUUGGAGCACCUUUCUUCAAAACAACGGGAUGCAAAUUUUGACUCCAAGUGAAAAAAAAAAAAAAAAAAAUUUCCCGUAACCGUUGUAUUGGUGUCCUUCACUAAGGUGAAGCCUUCAUUCAGGGAAACACAUUUCCAUAUCUUGAAAGUGUCCAAUGGAUAAAGGCUCCACCAUUACUCGAUUCUCUUUGUCCAGUACCUUCAUUUUAGGUCUUGAUAUACAAACCGAACGUUUACGACUUAAUGACCUUCGUAAGUCUUCGUUGGGUUUGAUAAUAAUUAAUUUUCGAACACAUUCGGUACGAAUUUAAAACUCAGAUAAAUUGGUAAAUGAAUUAAAUGGAUAAGAUUGAAAUGAUAGUGAUUAAGAACACACUCGUGAAAAAUAUUUAGUGUCUUUGAAUCUUUUGCUUUAAUUUGGACUAAUAAAUAAUAGUGUUUUAUGUCACUUAAGAGUCAUACCACCGGAGUGAAACUUACUUUUUUGUCUAUUGGCAGUUUUGUCUCCAGAAUAUUGAGAUGCAAGAAUCGAACUUAUGUUUUUUUUUAGCAGGUUGCAGAAAAUGCAAUUUGGAAAAAAGAUUUCAGAGUUGAUAUGUUGAGGGGGGAGGGGGGUGGGGCUAGAGUACCUGACUCGCUCCAGACUCACUCCUACUCACCUCUUCGCGUGUUUUUAACCCUUUGACCCCUUAAGAGUGACCAGAAUCUAAUUUCUCCUUUCAUUAUCACCCCUGGGUCAAAUAUUCAGGUCACAAGAAAAGAGAAAAUGAUCAUCAACUGAAGGAGCUCUUGAUUGUUAAACAAAUUCUCCUCAUUAGCACCUAAGGAAAUGUAUAGAGAACAGUAUGGAGAAUAUGCAUUCUGAUGUUGGGGGUAUAAAGGGUUGAAGCAUGAAGAUACUUAAGAAGCCGGUCAUUUUUUAACAUCUGCGGGGGAGGGGGGGGCGUGGGUUGCAGAAUUCU